Mesorhabditis belari is the source of this 3231-nucleotide messenger RNA. The record is from the annotation of a GenBank genome assembly. NCBI's taxonomy places the organism in Eukaryota, Metazoa, Nematoda, Chromadorea, Rhabditida, Rhabditidae.
AUGAGCAUCGCCAAUCGGCUGAGCGCCUUUCUGCUCGCUUUCUUCCUCCAAGGAGUCCAUGGAGCGGCCCUCAACAGUGAAGGUUGUGCGGGUCUACAAGAUGGAUCCUAUUCAUUUGGAUGCAGUCAAGACUACUUCAUGUGCUCAAAUGGCAUCUCUUUCCCCCACAAGUGUGCCGACGGAUUGGUGUUCAACGAGCAGGCAAUUGCCUGUGACUUCCCGGUGAAUGUGCCUGCUUGUGCUCCACUCAUCGAUCAACCACCACAAGAUCUUGUUCGAGAGAAUCAACCGGUCAUCGGUGUUCUGCCUCCAUCAAUGAUGGGACAAAUGCCAGGCCAACAACCCCAAUCUCCAGAGCCAUUUCACGGACUACCACCCGUUCCCAAUGGAGGAUCUCUUCAGCAAUUUCCCGACAACUCUCCAGCCAUGAUGCAAGCGAUUUCUGAAGUGAUCACCCCAGCCGAAACUCUCCCACUCAACACACCGAUGUUCCAGGAUUGGUCUCAACAAUCAUGGGUUCAACAGCCAGUGUCUCAACAAUCAGCGAGCAGCUGGGGGCCACAACCACCAGCUCCCUUGUCGCAGAGCGCACCAGCAACCAACUCUUGGACACCUCUUGAGCCAGUUCAACAAGCUCCAGCUUCAACGAACACCUGGACUAUGCCUCAACCAAUGCCUCUCAAACAAGGUGUUGGACUCGAUCAAUCACCGCUUCUGCAACAAACUGAGUGCCAAAAUCGAGCUGAUGGCCAGUACUCGAUGGGUUGCAGUGAGAAGUUCUUGAUGUGCACAAAUGGAAUUGCGAACAUUCACAGCUGCCAAAGUGGACUCGUUUUCAAUGAAAUGGCGAAUAUGUGCGAUCACUCCUCAAAUGUGCCCAUCUGCAUUGGACAACAAGUACCAGCUAUUGAACCAAGUCUAGUUUCAGCUCCUGGAUUCCAUCCUCAAGAUCAGCCACAACAAACUGCCUGGCAAGUGCCAAACUCAAUCCCCGUUCAACAACAACAGCCAGCUGUUCAAUCGUAUCAACCACAAACUGAACAACAGGCUAGCUCAUGGCAACUACCAUCUCCACUUCCAAACAACCAACAACAACUCGCUCAAGUGGCGGCUGGUUUGAACUGCCAAAACCGUCCGGAUGGUUCGUACUCUGUUGGUUGUUCUGCUAACUACUUCAUGUGCUCGAACGGAAUCGCUUCUCCACAGCAAUGUCAAGCUGGAUUGGUCUUCAAUGCGGCUUCAACGAUUUGCGACUUCUCAUCCAAUGUCGCUGAAUGUGGUGGUGCUCAAAGUCCUCCAACCAAUCAGCAGAACACAUACUCACCGUAUCCAGCUGCAUCUCAAGCACCUCCCACCGGCUACCAGCAAAGCUCACCAACGUAUACACAGGCUCCAUCGUCCGUUGCACAGGCACCAACAGCUUCUCCAGCUUGUCAAAAUCGUCCCGAUGGUUCAUACUCUGUUGGUUGUUCUGCUAACUACUUCAUGUGCUCGAACGGUAUCGCUUCUCCGCAGCAAUGUCAAUCUGGAUUGGUCUUCAAUGCAGCAUCAACGGUUUGCGACUUCCCGGCAAAUGUUGAUGCUUGUGGUGGCGCUCAAAGUCCUCCUACUAGCAACCAGCAAACAACGUACGCACAAACACCAUCGUACACUCAGCCACAAACGUAUGGACAGGCACAAUCACCAGCAGCCUCUCCAGCUUGUCAAAACCGUCCCGAUGGCUCAUACUCUGUUGGUUGUUCUGCGGAUUUCAUCAUGUGCUCAAACGGUAUCGCUUCUCCACAACAAUGUCAAUCUGGAUUGGUCUUCAAUGCAGCAUCAACGGUUUGCGACUUCCCGACGAACGUGGCCGCUUGUGGUGGAGCUCAAAGUCCUCCUUCAAGUUUCCAGCAACAGCAAUACACACCACCAACAUCUCCAGCGUGCCAAAAUCGGCCCGAUGGUGCGUUCUCUGUUGGCUGCUCUGGGGACUUUUUCAUUUGUUCAAACGGGGUCGCCACUUCGCAGAAAUGCUCCACUGGAUUGGUCUUCAAUUCGGCCAUAACGGCUUGCGACUACCCAGCCAAUGUUGCUGCUUGCGGUGCUGCUCAAAGCCCUCCAACACAAGUUGGUUACCAGCAAAAUCCAGCAGCAUCUCCAGGCCCUCCAACACAAGCUGGUUACCAGCAAGGCUCCUACUACCAAAAUCCAGCAGCAUCUCCAGCAGCUUCCUACCCACAAAUGCCCGUUUAUCCAACUUUGAGAGCUUUGUUCAAAGGAAAUUGUCAAGCCGGUCAAGUCUAUCCACGUGGCGGCUGUAUGGACACCUAUCUCCGAUGCACAGAUGGAGUCCGUUUUGAUCAACUGGCUUGCUCAUUUGGACAAAGCUUCGAUCCAACGAGCCUCAUCUGUCGUGCCAAAUCGGAGAUCCCAACUUGCAAUGAUCAAGAAGAAUAUGAGCCAAUCUACAUCAACAAUGCAGCCACUGGAAAAGAUCUUUUCAAGAAAGAGUACCUCGAGGACGAUAUCAUCAUGUCCGUCGGCUAUUCUGCGCCAAACACUGGAUAUGGACAAGCUGGAUAUGGACAAUCUGGAUCUGGACAAUUUGGAUAUGGACAACCUGGAUCUGGACAACCUGGAUCUGGACAAGCUGGAUAUGAACAAUCUGGAUAUGGACAAUCUGGAUAUGGACAAUUUGGAUAUGAAUCAUCUCCUGCAGCCUAUUCCCAAUCACCAGCCUAUUCUCAACCCUCUCCACCACUACCGCCAUUCAAUCCUCUCAAUGAUCUCGGAAGCUUUGAGGAUCACGGGGAUGAUAUGGUAUCGGACGUGUUCGGAAGAGGGAUCCACGAGCGGCGCACUGUCGGACAAAUGCUCGAUUUUGGAGGAUUCUUUGUGAAAGGACAAGGAAAGCACGAACAUCAUCACCAUCGACGAGAUGGAGGCGACGGAAAGAAAGUCAUCAGAACACCGGAUGCAUUUGAAGGAAGAAAAUUCCCUCGGGUACUCUCAAAUCCAUUCUUCGCCGGGCAAAAGCGAAAAACCUCGGAAUUGUCGGAUGUUUUGGAUAAAAAAAGUGGCCGUUUGACUGAUUCGAUCUUCAAAUUUUUCCCCACUCACAAAAAACAUCGACAAUCGAGAAAAAACCAUUCCCACGAGCACAAACACAAGAAAUCCCAUCACAAUGACAGCUCGAAAGAUGACAGUGACAAUAUCGAGACAGCAAAUAUUGAGGGUUCUGGCGAGGAAGCU